Messenger RNA from Ostrea edulis (European flat oyster), 417 nucleotides. RefSeq lists its product as uncharacterized. Lineage: Eukaryota; Metazoa; Mollusca; Bivalvia; Ostreida; Ostreidae. The transcript is spliced from 2 exons. Bases 1 to 417 code for a protein of 138 amino acids. The record is from RefSeq and is a predicted model, not a curated record.
AUGGAAACAUGUGUCCGCGGAAGUGUAAAUAACGUCUCUGGGGGCAAUGCCGAACGAACAUUUUUAAAAGUACCACUGCAGUAUAGCCUGGUGCCCUCACCUUUCCGUUAUGCUCCACCUAGAAGAAAAUUCCAGAAAGGACUUCAGUUAACCAGGGCCUUUAAUGACAUCUUCUCAAAAAAUGAUGAGGAUAUUGGACUCACUGCUCGAGUGAAACAUCAGAAUGAACUUACCAAUCCUGUGCCAUUCAAACAGCGACACAGAAAGAUUCCACUCAGCAUGAUUGACGAAGUGAGGAACCAUAUCCAGCAACUGCUUACUAGUGGUGUGAUCAGACGUUCAAAGUCGCCAUGGGCCAGUAACGUGGUGUUAGUGAGGAAGAAGAAUGGUCAGCUCAGGAUGUCCAUCGACUAUUGA